Messenger RNA from Etheostoma cragini (Arkansas darter), 956 nucleotides. It is a transcript of the gene reep5, whose product is annotated as receptor accessory protein 5. NCBI's taxonomy places the organism in Eukaryota, Metazoa, Chordata, Actinopteri, Perciformes, Percidae. The record is from RefSeq and is a predicted model, not a curated record. Bases 129 to 698 code for a protein of 189 amino acids. The transcript is spliced from 5 exons.
GGUGUGGUACAUCCGGUCUGACUGAGAGCCUGGCGGUGGAUUCGGGUGGACUGGGUGGAAGGCAGGCUGUCGCAGUUCGGCUCGGAACGCAUUUCGGAAGCAGCCUCGCGGAAGAAGGAAGUGCAGCCAUGGCGCAGGGACUCAAAGACAGAUUCAACAAGUUCCUCCAUGAGAAGAACGUCAUGACGGACGGGCUGGCGAAGGUCGAGGCCAGAACCGGAGUCAGCAGGACCUACAUCGCUCUGGCUGUGGUCGUCGUCAUCGCAGUGUACCUGGUCAUCGGCUACGGAGCCUCCCUGCUGUGUAACCUCAUCGGCUUCCUGUACCCGGCAUACAUCUCGAUUAAGGCCAUCGAGAGUGCCACCAAAGACGACGACACCAAAUGGCUGACCUACUGGGUGGUGUACGGAGUCUUUAGCGUGGCUGAGUUUUUUGCUGAUAUCUUCCUCUCCUGGUUCCCGUUCUACUACAUGGGAAAGGGCGCCUUCUUGGUGUGGUGCAUGGCUCCGACUCCCGCCAACGGCUCCGUCCUGAUUUAUAACCGCGUCAUCAGACCCUUCUUCCUCAAGAACGAAGCCAAGAUUGACGACGCGGUGAAGAACCUGAAGGACAAGGCAUCGGAAGCUGCCGACAAGUUCAAAGACGAGGCCAAGAGAGCCACAGCGAACAUCAUUUUUGAGGAGAAGAAGAGCACCUAAGGCGGAGGCUUCCUGUCCCCGGCGUCUCUGGAGCGACUGUUGCAGAGAGAAAUGUUGCCUUGAAAAUGUCUGUCCGUUUUUUUAGAGAUCUUGUUCAGUAUGCAAUCUUAAUCUUCAGCCACCCUGCAUUAGAUGUUCUGUGUGUCCCGUGUAUCACGUGAAGCCAUUUCCCAGCUCCAUUAUCUUAUUUAACUUUGCCGUGUUGGAUGGCGUUCCCCGAUGCGCUUUAGGAACCAAAUAAACACCAACUGAACUUUC